Molecule: messenger RNA, 4354 nt
Organism: Leucoraja erinaceus (little skate)
Lineage: Eukaryota; Metazoa; Chordata; Chondrichthyes; Rajiformes; Rajidae
Gene: tia1
Product: TIA1 cytotoxic granule-associated RNA binding protein
Exons: 12
Coding region: 16-1143 (375 amino acids)
Molecular function (GO): mRNA binding
Source: RefSeq, a predicted model, not a curated record
GUAAACAGGAUUAAUAUGGAUGGAUAUGUGGGGAAUCUCUCCAGGGAUGUGACGGAAGCCCUAAUUCUUCAACUUUUCAGUCAAAUCGGACCAUGCAAAAGCUGCAAGAUGAUUGUUGAGACUGGCAAUGACCCUUAUUGCUUUGUGGAAUUCUAUGAGCAUCGGCAUGCAGCAGCAGCAUUAGCAGCUAUGAACGGACGUAAAAUUAUGGGUAAGGAAGUUAAAGUGAACUGGGCAACAACUCCAAGUAGUCAGAAGAAAGACACAAGUACUUUCAUCAACUCAACAGAUCAUUUCCACGUAUUUGUUGGUGACUUGAGUCCAGAAAUUACCACAGAAGAUAUUAAAGCAGCGUUUGCACCAUUUGGAAGAAUAUCUGAUGCUAGAGUGGUUAAAGAUUUGGCGACAGGAAAAUCCAAAGGGUAUGGUUUUGUAUCCUUCUAUAAUAAGUGGGAUGCUGAGAAUGCCAUUCAACAGAUGGGUGGGCAGUGGCUUGGAGGAAGGCAGAUCCGAACAAAUUGGGCAACUCGCAAGCCUCCAGCACCAAAGACUACAUCAGAACCAAAUACCAAACAGCUGUCCUAUGAAGAAGUUGUCAAUCAAUCCAGUCCUAGCAACUGCACAGUUUAUUGUGGUGGCAUAGCCGUUGGACUGACAGAGCAACUCAUGCGCCAGACAUUUUCGCCCUUUGGACAAAUCAUGGAAAUCAGAGUGUUUCCUGAGAAAGGAUAUUCAUUUGUACGUUUUUCAUCGCAUGAAAGUGCUGCACAUGCGAUCGUCUCAGUCAAUGGAACUACCAUAGAAGGGCACAUUGUCAAAUGUUACUGGGGCAAAGAAACACCCGAUGGCAUGGGACAGUUCCAACAACAAAAUCAAAUGAGCUAUCCUCAACCUUGGAGCCAGUUUGGCCAGUGGUAUGGAAACACUCAACAGUUUGGGCAGUAUAUGCCUAAUGGCUGGCAAAUGCCACCUUAUGGAGUUUAUGGACAAACCUGGAAUCAACAAGGAUUCAGAAUGGAUCAGACACCGCCCACUGCUACGUGGAUGGGUGCUAACUACGGAGUGCAGCCUCCACAAGGUCAAAGUCCCAGUGUGAUAACCAACCAAGCAGGAUUUGGCAUGGCAGGCUACCAAACCCAGUGAGCAGAAAGGACUCUCUCUUCCUACCUUUAGCCAGUGGUUUCCUGCCACAGCGGACACGUCAAGCCUUUGUUUACUUAAAUAAUUUUUUUUCAAAGCCAGAUCAAUGAAAGAUGUCAACUGCAUUGUAUUUAUUUUAAAAGGAAAGUAAUUCAUUUUUAGAAAUCAUGGAAAUCUGUCUCAAUCGAGCUUCUGUCUAAAGAUGCUGGAUGCCUGCCAAUUUUUGUGUCCAGUGUUUUAAAAAAAAAAAAAUUACAAUCUAUUUCCUAUAGCCAUCGGAAUGAAUACAUAAAAGCAGGGAUUUCUACAUAAUGCUGCCACUUUUAUAAAAUGAGGCAGAUAAAUUGCAUAAUAUUAGAUGCUGUGUUUCUAUACAGACACUGGGCAGUUUAGUUUUGCAUUCCACAAAUUUGAUUUCAAACUGUAAAAUUAAAUAAUCCUGUUUUCCACAUUUUUAUUGUACAAGGCCAUACUUUGUAAAUGUAGGAGGUGUUCAAAGAUAUUAUGAUCCAUCAGAACAUGAUAAACUAGAGUCCCUUGAGCUCUCAGCAUGUACACAGCAUAGUUUAAAGCAAUGAAAUACUAUAGUGAGAUGUUUAUUUAUGUGUUCUUUUGUUAUUUUGAAGUAGUGUUUUAAUCAUUUAAUUAAAGAAACCAAGUAUAAAACAUAGUGGUGAGAUAGCGAAAGCACUUCUGGGUAUUGACCUGGAUAUGGGCUGCUCUAAUAUCUCUGAAGCAUCCAUCUUCUGGGAACAUUAUUCCCUGAUCUCAACAGUGCAAAUAACCACAGUGUUACACUUGACACUGCACGGCAUUUUCCUCAGGCGUUGGUUAAAACUGAAAUUUCCAGAUGUGAAGGCGAGCAUAUCGGCUCACUCCCAAAAUCUGAAUAUGAGUUUCCAUUUUUAAAUAAUACACGUUCAUUUUUAAAAAAAUAUUGCAGCCAUUGGUAAAAUAAAACUAGCACCAUUUCUGCCAAGUUGUGUUUGAUUGAAGGUGGCGGGUGCACAGGGACCCAGGACGAGGAAAAUCCUGGUGCACUCAGAAAUGUGGUUGUUACCAGUUCCCCCCCCCCAUGUAGAUUAAAAUAUUCACAACCUCCACCGUUAACACAUGGCAAUUCUACUUUUGUUUUCUCUUGGUGUGUUUUUACUGAUUUCAAGAGGCUGACGGUAGGAAUCAUUUCACUGUCGUGCGUGACGACUGGCAUGUUGCAAACACUUCAGGCAGUUGUCGCUGCAGUGUCUUGAGGCUACAUUUUAUUACUGGAGUUCGUUCUGCAUCUUCCCCUAAAAACCAUUGCACAUGAAUGGUAAUUGGGAGAGAUGGGGAAGGGGGUGAGGGUGGGGGGCAAUGUUGUUGUGGGAGGUCAAAUUUAAAUAUUGUCAGUGAUAUGCCAGUAUGGCAAUUGCACCACUGGCUUCUUCACCUGGUAGUUGUGGGUUCUGUUCCAUGGGCAGGGAUGCCCACACCAUGCAACAAGCCCAUCUGCCACAGUUGAUAUGUUUUGUCGGUUCUUGGCUAAGUCACUAUUUGAAGCACCUCAGAAAAAAAUAAGUAAUUUUUAAAAAGAUAAAAUCUCUUGACGUGUCUCUUCGGAGGGUGUUCAGAAUGUAGUAUAUUCUAGUGUAAAUGAUCAACUAUGGUCGCAAUAUUGAUUACAUAUGCAUAAGAGGUACUGUAAAUGUAUUUUAUUGCAUAUCAGUUGUACAUUGGUUUUUAAAUGCUCUUUCCUAGGUUUCCGGGGGAAAAUGUGUGUUUUCCACCAAUUGUCUCCCAGGCAGCACAAUGUCCUGGAAGGCCUUCCAGUUGAAAUUUUCUGCAGUCACCAAACUGAGAGACUGCCAACCUCACAAGCUUUCUUCAAUAUCGUCUUAAUGUGAUUGUCACGUUUGCCUGGGCUUCUGGAUCAAAUAAGGCUGUGCCAAUUCUACUGAUGUGAACAUUCUAAUUGAUGAAACUAGAGACAACUGACUUGUCAAUAAAUCAAUUGGUACAUGGCUGGUUGGUGCAGUGUACAUACAGGAUCUGGUAAUUCUGAUCCUCGUCGGUAGAAUACAAAUGGUUGCCGCAUUAAAUCGAAUGUGAAAAUGUUUCCUCUUUAAAAUAUGUUCACAUAACAACUUGCCUGUGUAUUGGUUGGACAGAAAUAGUAACUGGGCUGUCAGUGACAUGCCCCAAGAUGAUAUGUUUGCAAAUUUUUGCCAGAAUAAUUGUAUGUACCUUUAAAUGUGUUAAUGAUUUUUUAAAUCUGUUGGAAUUGCAAGUUUUUUUUCUAAUAUAGCAUUUAGUUAUCAAAAUGCAAAGCUUGUUGGCACAGCCCCAGGAGUUCAAGUAAAUUGUUGUUGGAGUGGUGUGAUACACUGCAGAUUAACCAUACAGAACUGCUGGAUCAUUUUAUUUUUAAAAUCCUAAUUUAGAAAGCGCUGGAAACUGUAUUCGUUUUUGUUAACAUACAAGGGCUGGCACUUGAAAAAUACAAAGUCAAAUUCUGUUAAUCCUAUGCUUUCAUUUGGUUAAAUUUUUGAUGUGGAACUUUUAACUACUUCUGUCUUUACCUGUAUUAAAGUUAAUUGAAUGUUGAAGCAGUUGAAACAAAUCGAACAAAGAUCUUUCCAACGUGUUAGAAAUUUUUCAAUUUCAUGUGCUCAUUCAGGUCCUUCCUCAGCCCACAUGCCCACCCCCCCCCCCCCCCCCCCCCCCCCCCCCCCUUUUCUCUCCACUUGCAAUGGUCCCAUCUGCCAAGGAAUGCAGGAAGUGGUACUGAUCAUGGGAUGGGACUUUUUUUUUUGUCUGCACCUUUUGCAGAUUUAAUGCUGUAUUCUGGGAGGGGGGUGGGGCGGUGAGAAUUGUCGAAUAUUUGUGUCCAGCAGCUUCCCUGGUUAUCAUUGGAAUGGGUGACAGACUAACGUGUAGCUACAGACACGGUGGAAUGAGCAGCAGAUGGGUAAGCGGGUUAUCAGAUCGAAGUUGAGAAUAAAUGCAGGCUAAACAGGCCACAAAGGGAUUCUGUUUAAACUACAUCAGCAUUAAAAUAAAAACUUCACCUCAGGGGAUAUCUAUUCCAGGCAAAAAUCACAUGAACUAGGUUUGUGAAGGACCAAUUGACUUGCAUUUGGGUUUGUUAACUGCACGGCCUUGUUGGUAUUAAAAAUGUAGCAGUUAUUAAUGGUCAAUAAAUAAAACGGCCAUUGGGCCAUCGUAUUGAACUGUA